Echinops telfairi (small Madagascar hedgehog) is the source of this 8805-nucleotide messenger RNA. RefSeq names its product SLIT-ROBO Rho GTPase activating protein 3 (gene SRGAP3). Lineage: Eukaryota; Metazoa; Chordata; Mammalia; Afrosoricida; Tenrecidae. Gene Ontology annotation, biological process: signal transduction; negative regulation of cell migration. Gene Ontology annotation, molecular function: protein binding. Bases 666 to 3980 code for a protein of 1104 amino acids. The transcript has 23 exons. The record is from RefSeq and is a predicted model, not a curated record. Gene Ontology annotation, cellular component: cytoplasm.
GCCGCAGGAAAACUUCCAGCUCGCUCUCCUGGCGACGAUCCUCGCUGUACAUCAGACCAGAGGCGCCCACGCCAGGGAGGAUGCGAGAUGACCGGCGCCUUGGUAACCUGACCAUCUCCGCCGAGCCUUCGGAAGGCAGCCCGAGCUGUCUGCUCGCAGGCCAAGCAGGCGUCUCUCGUGUGUGUGUGCGUGUGUGAGUGAGGGUGUGUGUGUGUGUGUGUGUGUGUGCGCGCGCGCGCGCACGCUGGGGCCGUGCGUACGUGUGUCUGGAUGAGUGUGCGAGUGCACGUGUGAGUGUGUUUGUGUGCAAGUGUGUGACUGCCCGGGGCGAUUAUUUUUCCUGGAAGAAACAUCUUGAAAAUCUAGGGCAGGUUGCUGUGCUACAAGGGAGGUUCUCUCUCUCUCUCUCUUUUUUUUUUUUGCAAGAGGAGUUGACCAGAGCAAGCCAUUUUUUCGUCGAGUAAAGGGAAUUUUUUUUUCCUCCCUGAAGGAGAAGGAUUUUUGUUUUUUGCCCUCCCUCCGCUCUACAGACGAGUAGAAGAGAUCAGCCCUUAAAACCUGUGAAAUCAACCAGAGCCGUGCGAUCCCCAGGGCGUGAGGGAGGAGGGCUGGGCAGAAAAGGAGAGAUCAAUCAGACAGCUUGCCGGUCCCUUUGGCCACGGAAGAUGUCAUCCCAGACGAAGUUCAAGAAAGACAAAGAGAUCAUUGCCGAAUAUGAAGCCCAAAUAAAAGAGAUCCGCACGCAGCUGGUGGAGCAAUUCAAGUGCCUGGAGCAGCAAUCGGAGUCGCGGCUGCAGCUGCUGCAGGACCUGCAGGAGUUCUUCCGGCGGAAAGCGGAGAUUGAGCUCGAGUACUCCCGGAGCCUGGAGAAGCUGGCUGAGCGGUUUUCCUCCAAAAUCCGCAGCUCCCGGGAGCACCAGUUCAAGAAGGACCAGCACCUCCUCUCGCCGGUGAACUGUUGGUAUCUCGUUCUGCAUCAGACCAGGCGGGAGAGCCGAGACCAUGCCACCCUCAAUGACAUCUUCAUGAACAAUGUCAUCGUCCGCCUCUCCCAGAUCAGUGAGGAUGUCAUCAGGCUCUUCAAAAAGAGCAAGGAGAUCGGCCUGCAGAUGCACGAGGAGCUUCUGAAGGUGACCAACGAGCUCUACACGGUCAUGAAAACCUACCACAUGUACCACGCGGAGAGCAUCAGCGCUGAGAGCAAGUUGAAGGAGGCCGAGAAGCAGGAGGAGAAGCAAUUCAACAAGGCGGGAGAGCUCAGCAUGAACCUGCUCCGUCUGGAGGACCGGCCCCAGCGCCGCAGCUCCGUGAGGAAGGUCGAGAAGAUGAAGGAGAAGAGGCAGGCAAAGUACUCCGAGAACAAGCUGAAAUGCACCAAGGCCCGGAAUGACUACUUGCUGAACCUGGCCGCUGCCAACGCAGCGAUAAGCAAAUACUACAUCCACGAUGUCUCUGAUCUAAUCGAUUGCUGUGACUUGGGCUUUCAUGCCAGCCUGGCCCGAACCUUCCGGACCUACCUCUCGGCUGAGUACAACCUGGAGACCUCCCGCCACGAGGGGCUGGAUGUCAUCGAGAACGCAGUAGACAACCUGGACUCCAGGAGCGACAAGCACACCGUCAUGGACAUGUGCAACCAGGUCUUCUGCCCGCCACUCAAGUUCGAAUUCCAGCCCCACAUGGGGGAUGAGGUCUGCCAGGUCAGCGCUCAGCAGCCCGUCCAGACGGAAUUGCUCAUGCGGUACCACCAGCUGCAGUCCAGACUGGCCACGCUCAGAAUAGAGAAUGAGGAGGUUAGGAAAACCCUGGACGCUACCAUGCAGACCUUACAAGACAUGCUGACAGUGGAGGACUUUGAUGUCUCGGACGCCUUCCAGCACAGUCGAUCUACAGAGUCCAUUAAGUCCGCUGCCUCUGAGACCUACAUGAGCAAGAUCAAUAUUGCCAAAAGGAGAGCCAACCAACAGGAGACAGAGAUGUUUUAUUUUACAAAGUUUAAAGAGUACGUGAAUGGCAGUAACCUCAUCACCAAACUGCAGGCCAAGCACGACCUGCUGAAGCAGACUUUGGGAGAAGGAGAAAGAGCAGAAUGCGGCACCACCAGCAGAAGAGAUGGAAGGCUUAGGCCACCCCACUUCCCCUGGCUGGGCUGCUCCCCUGCUCCCCACUUUGUGCCCCACCCAGCACUUCAAGGAAGAAGAAAUGCUCGAACCAGGAACCAGGACUCAGGACAAGCUAUACCACUUGUGGUUGAGAGCUGCAUCCGGUACAUCAAUUUAUACGGACUCCAGCAGCAAGGGAUCUUCAGAGUGCCGGGGUCUCAGGUGGAAGUCAAUGACAUUAAAAAUUCCUUUGAGAGAGGCGAAGACCCGCUGGUGGAUGAUCAAAAUGAACGAGACAUCAAUUCCGUGGCUGGUGUUUUAAAACUGUAUUUUCGUGGACUGGAAAACCCACUUUUUCCUAAGGAAAGCUUUCAAGAUUUGAUAUCUACUAUUAAACUGGAGACCCCAGCUGAGAGGGUACACCACAUCCAACAAAUCCUCAUCACCCUGCCCCGCGUGGUCAUCGUGGUCAUGAGAUAUCUCUUCGCUUUCCUCAACCACCUCUCCCAGUAUAGCGACGAGAACAUGAUGGAUCCCUACAACCUGGCCAUCUGCUUCGGGCCCACCCUCAUGCACAUCCCUGAUGGGCAGGACCCCGUGUCCUGUCAGGCACACGUCAAUGAGGUCAUCAAAACCAUCAUCAUCCAUCAUGAAGCCAUCUUCCCUAGCCCCCGAGAGCUAGAGGGGCCCGUGUAUGAAAAAUGUAUGGCUGGAGGGGAAGAAUAUUGCGACAGCCCACACAGCGAGCCAGGGGCCAUCGAUGAAGUUGACCAUGACAAUUGCACUGAGCCUCACACCAGCGAUGAAGAAGUGGAGCAGAUCGAGGCGAUCGCCAAGUUUGACUACGUGGGGCGGUCCCCCCGUGAGCUGUCCUUCAAGAAGGGGGCCUCGCUGCUGCUGUACCACCGGGCCUCCGAGGACUGGUGGGAAGGCCGGCACAAUGGCGUGGAUGGACUCAUCCCACAUCAGUACAUCGUUGUACAGGACAUGGACGAUGCCUUCUCGGACAGCCUGAGCCAAAAGGCGGACAGCGAGGCCAGCAGCGGGCCACUGCUGGACGACAAGGCCUCCUCCAAGAAUGAUCCCCAGUCCCCAACGGAGCACAUCGCCGACUACGGCUUCGGGGGGGUGAUGGGCCGAGUGCGUUUGCGAUCGGACGGAGCAGCCAUCCCCAGGCGCCGGAGCGGGGGCGACGCGCACAGCCCGCCCCGCGGCCUGGGCCCCAGCAUAGACACGCCGCCCCGCGCCAGCGCCUGCCCCAGCAGCUCGCACAAAGUGACCCUCGUCCGGGGCAGGAUGGAGAGCCCAGAGAAGCGGCGGAUGGCGAUGUUCGGGAGCGCCGGCAGCAUCAACUUCCCCGACAAGAAGGCGCUCUCUGAGGGUCACUCCGUGAGGUCUUCCUGCGGCUCCACCAGGCACAGCAGCCUGGGGGACCACAAGUCCCUGGAGGCCGAGGCCUUGGCAGAAGACAUCGAGAAGACCAUGAACACGGCUCUGCACGAGCUGCGGGAACUUGAGAGGCAGAACACGGCCAAGCAGGCACCGGACGUGGUGCUGGACACGCUGGAGCCCCUGAAGAACCCGUCAGGCCCCAUCAGCUCAGAGCCUGCCAGCCCCCUGCACACCAUGGUCAUCCGAGACCCCGAUGCUGCCAUGCGCCGCAGCAGCAGCUCCUCCACCGAGAUGAUGACCACCUUCAAGCCCGCCCUGUCUGCCCGCUUGGCCGGAGCCCAGCUGCGUCCACCCCCCGUGAGGCCCGUGAGGCCCGUGGUCCAGCACCGGUCCAGCAGCAGCAGCAGCUCAGGCAUGGGCAGCCCGGCGGUGACGCCCACGGAGAAAAUCUUCCCCAGCAGCUCAGCGGACAAGUCGGGCACCAUGUGACCUGCAGGAGGGGCCCGGCACCGCCACGCCCCUGCGGCACACCAGGGCCUGGGGUGGCCCUGGCCUUUGGCAAAAGAGUGGCAGACCAGCCUAGGGGUGGGGGGGGCUGUGUCUGGGCAGAGCUGGGGCAGAAGGCAUUUGCUGCAGCUCAGGUGCAGCUGGGUGAAUCCGAAGGUCACGUGAGAACACACACCAAGGAGUGGAGGGACCAGAAGAGCCUCAGCUCGAGCAUUUCCUAAGGACUGGUUUCUCCCACAGAUCAUCACUGGAAACUUAGUCUCUCUGCAUACAUAUAUAUGCACAUGUCUAUGUAUAUGCAUAUAUAGACACACAUCUGUAUAUGUAUGUGUCUAAGUGUGUGUGUGUAUUUAUGCAUCUAUAUACAUAUACUAGAUCUGGACACACACAUGCUAAAUGUAUAUAGGAUCUCCUUUUCCUUUUUACAAAACUUAGAUUUACCUCAGACCCGUGCCACCAAACGUCUCCCACUGAGUGGUUUGGUGGGAUUGGCAGGGACUUUUCUGGGAGCGUUCAGAGGCCCACGGUAACUUCGAACGAAGCAAUACGCCACUAACCUGCAGAAACAAAACCAACACACUCUCCCUCGGUUCUCAGAAGUCGUGGCCUUCCAGAACAGUCUGUCCCCCUCAAGCAGGCUGUUCCCUAAAAGUGGGGAACCCUUCCCAGAAAACAACCCCUGUCCGCCCCCAGAGACUCUGCCCUUCCACCCAGAGGCCAAAGGCCAACUGUACCCCCAAAAGCACGGGCAGAAGUUGGUGCCAGAAGAACCCCAGAUCACGGACCCCUCGUGUUUGACGUCGAGAAAGGGGUGAUGAGAAUCUAAGCCCCACAACCUCAGCACAGCAUUGCGUGUGGUUGGGGACAAUGAAGAACAAGCUGUAUCUCGUGGUGUGGAAAACUUCAAAACCUAGACAUGCUGUAAGAAUAAUUCUGUGGUAACUAUAGAGGUUUAACUUAUACCGCUUUCAGAAUAUGUUUUUUUCUUUUCCUCUUUCUACUAAUUAUACUGUGUCCAUUUGGAACUCACAGGUGAGGAGGCUUCCCGUCCAUCAUUUAACUCCAUGUCAGGCCACAUGGACUCUCGCUGGGGCCCUGUUGCAUGAAAUGCAUGCGGCUGAACCGCCCAGCUCAGAGCAGGGCCAAGGAGGGGGGGCGGUCCCUCACUAGAAAGUACCACCAAAGCAGAUUGAGUUUAUGCAAGGGAAUCCCUACCCCCACCCACCCACCCACUCUCUCGCUGCCUCCUAUCCCACCAGAGAUGAGUUGGGGGGAUGAGGACGGAGUGGGGAGCUGCCUUCUGGCUGGAAAGAAGGUCUCCCUGGGGCCACUCACAUUGGACCCCAUUGCACUUCCUCUUUUGACCUCUUGGGCUCUAUUCUUUUCUAGAGAUGACCUGCUUCUGGAUAACAGAGCAUGGGCGACUCUGGCCCCAAUGGGACCUUUAGGGUCUCCUCUCCACCGUAUUGACGCCCCUUGUCUCUGCUGUUCUCAUGACAGCUCCGAGGGUUUGUCUGGGGCUAAGAUUCGGAGUCAGAGUCUGGUGGUUGAGCCCCAGCCCUGCUUCUCAGGAGCGUCCACCUCACCGAGCCUCCUUUCCCUGUCCGUCAGGUGAGGAUGGUGAAGACGACGUGAAUGAACGAGCUUUGUCAACUGGAACGUCGUGCACAGACGCUUGUUGUUUCCGUUCGCGAGAUCAGUCCUGUGGCUCAAACACCAUCUGACAUUCAUUCUGAAACUUCCUCAUGGCGUGUAGGAAGGGGGCAGCAGAAUGUCCCUACCAGCUCAGUUAAGAUCCUGGUGGCGGGGACUCACGAUACAGACCCCCACUGAAGCUGGCACUCCCAUCCAGAACAUUGCAACCUGCUGGGCCCUGUUUUGUCCUGUCAAAGGCAAAUACCCCUUUGGCAUAGGGAGGGACCUAGAGGUCAAGCUUUGAGCCUGGGAGAGCCAGCGCAGUGGGUGGAAGAAUGGAGACUGUAGACAAAGAGAAUGACGGCAGGGAGUGGUCAGCGUCUCAUCUGGCCUGCCUUGCUGCCCCUCAAGUCCGCCCUCCCCGGAUCUGUAAGGGCCUGGGGAAUCAGGGAAAAUGCCGAGGGAAAAUGCUUUUGAGCAGAAAGGUCGUAACCUACUUACAGCUUACGGAAAGCAAGACUUUGGGGUGGGCAGUGACUGACCCGGGGACGUCAGAGAUAGCUGAGGGUGGCCUAGCUGGUAAAGUCGUUAUUUGGAAGGGUUCCAUAUUCUCCAGCCAAAAUACUAGACUUCUAGCUUGGACUCCAGAGAUGCUAGCAGACCGUAAACCUUGUCGUGGUCCCCCGCAUCAUGCCGAGCUGGCUCCCAGGAUGACCAGACAAGAAGGGAGCCUGUGCGCUGACCCAGCUGUUGCCCGGUGUGUGUGAGACACUCUCUCUGGAUGGACUACCUUUUAUCUUCCCCGACUGGCAAUGGGCCCGCCUUCCAUCGAUGCACAUGACAGCGGAGCCUUACCUUCUGUCCACGGAGCACCCACUUUUCCUGUGAGGGGACAUGGUGGAUGGUCCCACUUUCAGGAAGUGGCGGACCUGCUGCCCCAGCCCCAGAUCUGAGCCCGAUGCAGAACCAAAUGGACCCACCCCCCCCUCCCCUGGCCCUGCUCUCCUCCCCCAGCACUGCAUGUCUCCAUCGUUACUCUGCCCCUGUCCUCCCCAGCAGUGUCCCGGGGGUCAUUUGCAUCCCCUCCAGACUCCUGCCUAUGUGAGUCUACUCUUAUGUUGCUGUGUUUGCUUCAGUGCGGGAGAGUAACUGUUAAAAUGUGAAACUCUCUAUAUAUUUUAUUUUUACAAAGGCUACAGUUAAAUUAUAGCCAGUGGCACUCACCAAAUCUUCGCACCUAGUAGACAGAUCAAUGUUGAAAAGCAACCAAACAAAAACCACAAUCUCCAGCCCUAAUUGUACAAUGAGUGUGGGGGAACUAGUAACCAAGUUAGUAGUCCUCAGUCUAACCAAUCACACAAGGGAAGCCGUGUUUGCCUCCUUGGCAUCCCCAGCCCCAACAGCUGGCCAGUUGGUAUCUGCUUCAGGGUGAUUUCUUUCCAUAACCUUUGGCCUGCCCUGAGGUCAAACCUUUCAUCUCUCUGCAUAACCGAUGUUCGAUGUUCAGUCUGUUUUAGGAAUGAACCAGCAAAGAUGUUCAUUUGCAAACUGACCAAAGACAAUUCCUGGUCCAGUUUCUUGGGCCUCGUGGCUCAGUGGCCGCUGAAGAGGACCAGUGGCUAUCCUUCCUGGGAUGAAACCGAGAACAAGCCGUGCUUCCUGCCCCACCCACUCUCCCCUUUUCCCCUUAACGAGCUGCUCUGAACUGUGGGAUUCCAUGAAAAAUUCUUGCCUUUCCCUGUUUUCAGUGCUAAUGAUUUCUCACCUUGAAGCGCCUUUUGAACCCUGGACUGAGCACACAAUUGGAGGGAAUUGUGGGCUUGGGAAUUCGACUCGGGGGUCUGUUCUCUAAGGGCGCCGGUCCAGAGGUCCGUGGACAAAUGGAUUCCCAAAGGACAAGAGCUUCCAAACCAUGGAUAGCUGGGAGUGGGAGGAGACGGGAGCCUGAGCCAACCUUCCUCACCAGCUGGAACCAGCCCUGCAGAGAUCUGCCUUAUAAACACUUCAGAGGUGGGGUGCGGUAUGCGGAGGGGAGCCUGGCAGGGGAGAAGGGCCUUCAGGUGGGGGGCUGCCCUCUUUGCUGGUAUCCCUUGGCGUGCCUUGUCAGGUAACUUCCCUUCUCAUUCAGGAGGGGUGACGGCUGCAGCCCGCUGGGACCCAGUCCUGUUUGGGCGCCCGGCUGUGCACAAGGCCCAUGGAAGACCAGCCGCAGGGACUGGCUGCGUCAGAGUUUCUCCCUCUUGGCCUCGCUGGUCCUAACUUUCCACACAUCCAGAUGGUUCCGCGUGAGGGAAGACGCCCCAUUUUCCUGAGGCACCCAGAGAGAAGAGUGCCUGGCUUACCCGUGGCGGUUGGACUUGGAAGGGAUGAGGAGGGGAAGGCCGAUGGGGCCCAGGGGAGGAUGCUGAUUUUCUGCUAUGCAGAGCUAGUGCUAACAUUUCAAGUCAACCGCCUGGCUCUCUGGGGGAGGAGGGGGUCUCCUCUCCUUUGAGUGGUAGAUGCAGAGAAUUGCACCACCCCCACCCCAACCCACCCCCCACGGAUACACACACACACACACACACACACACACACACACAGACCCAACACUGCCCAGGGGAGCUGCGAGAAGGGUUGUCUGCUCUGAGUCCUCCGAGCCUCUCUGGGGUUGACACGCCUGUGGCCUGCUGUCCCGUCCUUUGGGACUGGCCGCAUGGCCAUCUUGCCCCUCACCGACCCCUCCUUUCUGUGUGAACUGCCCUGGGGCAAAUCACAGCUUCUGUUCCCUGAACCAGGACCGCUGGACUGCACUUUCUCCUCUUCCUGUGCAGGAAGACCUCCCUGGCUGGAGUCCCUGCCCCAGCCGGGCCCAGCCGAGUACUGUUUACAUGGCUUGGCAAUAGGUUUGUUUCUGAUUGCUUCAGAGUGGCUUGUCUGUUCCAUUCUGUUUGAUUUCACGCCUCCCCACAUCGUGUCAGGAAACGCGAAUCAGAACCCCCACCCCGGAAACUGCUGGUUCCCUGUCCCCCUGUGAUGACAAGUGUCACCUCUCCUGGAUACUGUUUCUCCACCUGAUGACCAAACGCCUGUCCCGUGCAGCGUCUGACUGGAUCCUCUGCUGUGUGUUCUGACGGUGCCUGAUGGUUGGAUGUGGAAUUACCCUGUGAAAUAAAACAGCUUAACUUUUCUCAAA